Saccostrea cuccullata (small rock oyster) is the source of this 2406-nucleotide messenger RNA. RefSeq lists its product as uncharacterized. The record is from RefSeq and is a predicted model, not a curated record. The coding region runs from base 1726 to 2406 and encodes 226 amino acids. The transcript is spliced from 6 exons. NCBI's taxonomy places the organism in Eukaryota, Metazoa, Mollusca, Bivalvia, Ostreida, Ostreidae.
UUCAAUACAAAAUUUUUUCCACACACAUCAAAACUAGGUCAUAUAGAUGCAGGUUGUCAUGUUUUGCCCAAAACUUAACUUAAUCAAACUGAAUACAAUAUAAAUAUGAUACCAUUAAAAUUCUUCAGAGAUUUAAAGUAUAGCAGUGCUAGACAAAUAGUACCUGCAGAACUGUAGCUCUCUGAAAAAAUACAAAAUAUAUAUUUUAUAGUACAGAGAGCUACAGUGCCAACCAUUGAAAAAACUGUAUAUUUAUUGCACACAAAAAAGUGCACUGUUUCUGGAUUAAUUAUUUCAAAUUUGUACCUUAAUUAGGAUGAGCAAGAGUGCCUUUUCCAAAAUUGUGAAAAUUAUAGUCCCAGGGUCAGGGGUUCAGGUGUUAGGGCGGGGCCCUAUUGAUCAUUUAUUGAAAAUGAAUUAAUUCUUUGAGAAUCUUCUUCUCUGCUUCUGGGUAUUACAUAAACUAAGUCGAUAGUAAUGAUGACCAAGAGUGCCUCGGCCGUGCUGCUAAAAACUGAUUUUGAUGAAAUUGUAUUUUAUGAAACUUGGUUAACAAUAAAAAAAAUUAUUGAAUCUUCUUAUUUAAAAAAUCUUUUCAGUCGGUGCGAUUUAAUUGGGUCGGUAAACUCAGGUGACCUAUUGCUAACUGUUUUCCUCCGUCGUUGAACGUCGUCCGUUGUGCAUUAACAUUUGAACAUUUUCAGCUUCUUCUCUGCAACCACUGAACCAAUUUCAACCAAAUUUGACACAAAGUAUCUAUGGGUAAAGGGGAACAAAAAUUGUGAAUUUUACGAUCCCUGCCCCCCUGGGGCCUGAGGGGUGGCACCAAAACCACUAAAAUUAAUGCAAUCUUUAAAAAUCUUCUACUUUACUCCUGGACAUCAAGCAGUAAAACUGUUUGCAUGAUUGUAAUCAGCAAUGACUCCUCUAGACUACUAAAACUGUGAAAUUCAUGGCCCUGGGGUAAGGGGUUCUAGUGCUAGGGCAGGGCUAAAUAGCUUAAGUAGGUAGUGAAAAUGCAUUAUUUCUUUGAAAAUCUUGUUCUCUGCUCCUGGGUAUCAAAUAAACCAACUGAGUACAUAGUUAUGAUGAGCAAGAGUGCUUCUACCAAAAUUGUGAAUUUUUUAUAUGGCCCCAGGGUCGGGGGUUCUGGUGUUAGGGUGGGGCUCUAUUGAUUAUAUAGUGAAAAUACAUAAAUUCUUUGAAAAUCUUCUUCUCUGCUCCUGGGUAUUAAAUAGCUCCUGGGUAUUAAAUAAACUAACUAAGUACAUAGUUAUGAUGAGCAAGAGUGCCUCUACCAAAAUUGUGAAUUUUAUAGCCCAGGGUCAGGGGUUCUUGUUUUAGGGUGGAGCUCUGAGAACUAUAUAGUGAAAUGCAUGAAUUCUUUGAACAUCUUAUCCUUUGCUCCUGGUUAAUUUACUAAUGAUCUAAUUACAUAUUUAAGGCCAGGAUUUAUUUUAUUUUCAGUUUAACAAACCCUCUGCUCAAGGUUUCGAAUUUAAAAAAAAAAAAUUCUUCUCCAUGUCAAAUUUGAUUCGGGAGCGAGAUUUCAAAUUGACAAACUUGCACUUCCGGUUUUAAGAUGAAACGGUGGGUGAAUAAUUAAAGCUAGAUCUUACUGAAAAGAUAGCAUGGUUUAGUGUAAAAUUCGAUACGAGUGCCAUUCAAAACGUUUCACCUGUUCAAAGGACAAAUUAAAUACUGACGACUUUGCUGCACAAUGACAUGCUGGAUAAAAAUGGAGCAAUUCAGAAAAUUUUUAUUCUUGAAAACACAGACGUCAGAACUAAAUCGACGGGGGAAAUAUACGGAGUGACAGGAGUACUAGCGAAGUCGACAAACUAUAGUCAAAUUCAUGAUGUUUUCCUACCAGAAAAACUAAUUCAGAAAUUUAAGGAAUCUGUUCAGAAAUCCAUCAUCGUCAGAAAAUAUAGUCAAAAAGAAGAUGGUUUCAUCUCCCUCACAGAUUCCUCUACAAUAAUGGACACAACAGAUGACAUAAGUCAGGAGGACAUUACUAAGUUUCUAAACCCUGACAUUGUCGAUAUUGCGACAAUCAAGACUAAGAAGAGGAAUGAGAGGGUAUCCCUCCAAGGAAUUGUGGAAAAGUCGACGAGAAUCAUUGAGACCCCACAGUCAUCUCGAAAGAUUUAUACAAUAGCUGAUACUUCGGGUAACAUUGAUGUCAAAUUCUGGGGGGACAAGACGUCCCUUGGUCCCUUUCAGGAUGGCACCAAUAUUAAGAUAACAGCAUUAAAAGUUGAUCAAUACGGAGGACGAUGUUCUCUGAAUUCCACACCCUCCACAGCUGUUCAGAUCAAUGAAGACUACGAUAGUUUGCAAGGGGAUGUACAAUAUUUCAUUUAUUUUACUAAUGUGUCAAUUCAGUUUCAGAUGAUUGAUUGA